This is a messenger RNA of Mercurialis annua (annual mercury), 1476 nucleotides long. RefSeq lists its product as uncharacterized. The transcript has a single exon. NCBI's taxonomy places the organism in Eukaryota, Viridiplantae, Streptophyta, Magnoliopsida, Malpighiales, Euphorbiaceae. The coding region runs from base 468 to 1199 and encodes 243 amino acids. The record is from RefSeq and is a predicted model, not a curated record.
UUUCAAGAGAAUCAGUUGCAGAACAGUAACAAGUUGAUUGGAAUUUGUCAAUUUGAUAAAAAAUAACCCAUUUUUUGAGGAGCAAGAGAAGGGCAUGCACUCUCUUCUUUUAUGUGUAAAAGAAAAAGUACUUUGGUCACUCAUUUUAGGUACCAAAAUCACUACUAAACCAUACUUAUCUGUUAAUGGAGGUCUUAUCUUCUUAAUCUUCUUCUUCAUUCUAUUUUUAGUAUUUUUUUUUAGUUAUUAUUAAUAGCUGCCUCUUCAAUCCCCACAUGCAAAUCUUUCCAUUUUUGAUGCCUGAACAAGAACAAAUUUCAGGUUUUCUUGAUUUUCUUGAUUGUCAAGUUUCUGCAUGUACUUUUCAAUCUUUGUUCAUUCAUAUUUUAUAAUUAUUUGAAGCAAGAAUCUUUUUCUAGAUUCCAAUUUAUUUGCAGAUCUUGCAUUUUCAAUACAACCAGAAAAUUAUGAUGUUUUCUGUUUCUUGUUUCUUGAAAAAUCCUUUUUCAUGGCUGUCCAUUCUUGGUUUAGUUCUUGCUGGUGGUUUAGGGUUUGGAUUAUUUUCGUCAACCCUAAUUCUUACAUCAAUUUUAGCUUCAUCGGCUAUUUUUUUCAAAUUUUCAAAGCAAAAACCAGGAUUUCAGGCUGAUCAAACAUUACAAAAUGAUAUUAUUCUCACUUCUGAUCAAGAAAUUUCACCUAAACCGCUACCAGUACCUGAAGAUGAAGCUCAAGAACAUGAACAAGAACAAGAACAAGAACAAGAAGGAAGGAGUAAAAUUGAUGAGAUACACAUAACAAGAUCUUCUUCACCGGCAACACUAUCGGAAAACGAGAGUCUGGCUCGAUCAUCAACGACGAGUGAUGAUUCCGAGUUAAACUUUUGGCAAUUACAAGACAAUUUGCUUCAAAGCUCUGAUUAUUCUGAUGGAUCCAUUUCAGAUGAUGAUAGUUUCAUUGAAAUUGCACUUCCGAGUGGACAAUACAUUAGUCAUAAGAAAGAAGAAGAUCAUCAUAAGUAUAUUAAUCCACAGAAGAAAUUUCAAGAUUUUGUUCCGGGGACAUUUUUUAAGCAACAUGGUGGUCUAAUGGAGCUUUUGGCAGAACUAAAUGAGAUGAAUAUUGAAGAGGAAAAUUUGAUUGAAAUUGAUAUAUUAAUGGGGUCCAUCAAGUGUCCAAGGUUUGAAGUUGAAGCUUAAUUAAUUAAGUAAUUAGUUCCUUUUUAAUAAUUACACUAAUUAAUUAAUUAAGUUUUUGAUCCUUUUGGAUUUUAAUUACAUAGUUUUUUUUUUCAUUUUCUUUGGUUAAAAUGUAUGUUUUUUUAACUAAGAAGCUUCUGAUCAUAUCCUAUAGUUGAUAUUUGCACUUUAACAAACUUUGGAUACUCAUUAAAGCAAAGUUAUAUAUGUCCUUUUUUUUCUUUCUCUUAUUGCUUAAUAAUGUUUUAAAGGUUGGAGGGCCAUAAGCCAAUUAAUA